UCCCAUCUUCAUCAACCACAUCACUCUUUCUUCACUUCUCCAGUCUAAAUACUCUCUCUCUCUCUCUCUAAAAAAAAAGCUUUUAAAGUGCAAAAAUGGCGGCAGUCUCUGAAUUCCCCAUGCUCACCUGCAUUGACUCGAAUUACGAAGUUGAUAAGCUCACCUACGAGAUCUUCUCCAUCCUCGAGAACAAAUUCCUUUUCAACUAUGACCAAUCUAACCCUAAGCACAUUUCCAACCCAACCAAACUCCACAACAAUGACAAUGACAUGGUCAAAUCGGCAAAACACGACAACACCGGAAAAGUCAGAAUUCUCAGCAUCGACGGAGGCGGUGCCACCGACGGCAUUCUCGCCGCCAAAUCCCUCGUCCACCUCGAAUCCUGCCUUCGCCGGAAAUCUGGCAAUCCUAACGCCUGCAUUGCCGAUUUCUUCGAUGUCGUCGCUGGCUCCGGUGCCGGCGGCAUACUCGCCGCUCUUUUGUUCACUCGCGGCAGAGGAGGCGGACCUGUUUUCACCGCCGAUGAGGCGCUGAAUUUCCUCGUCAAGAACCGGAGGAAAAUCUUCAGGUCGUCUAAGGCGGGACUUUUCCGGCGGAUUUUCGGGUCGGGAAAGGCGGUGCAGAAGCUGUUCCGGAAAACUUUCGGUGACUGCACGAUGAAAGACACGCUGAAGUCGGUUUUGAUCCCCUGCUACGACCUCUCGUCCCGUGCGCCUUUCUUGUUCUCCCGUGCUGAUGCGCUGGAAAUGGACGGCUACGAUUUUAAGAUGAGCGAUGUGUGUGCCGCCACGUCGGCUGAUCCGACUUCGGUGGAACCCGUCCAGAUGAGGUCGGUUGACCAGAGGACGAGAAUCGUGGCCGUUGAUGGAGGAAUCGCGAUGAACAAUCCGACGGCUGCGGCUAUCACUCACGUUUUGAAUAAUAAGCAGGAGUUUCCGUUAUGCAAAGGCGUAGAGGAUUUAGUGGUGAUGUCGCUUGGGAACGGUGAAUCCUCAUUUGGAUUCGGAAAUGAGACCUGUUCGCCGUCGGCGUCAGGGUUUGUGAGAAUCGCCGGUGAAGGAACUUCCGACUUGGUAGAUCAGUCUGUUUCGAUGGCAUUCGGAGAUUUUCGUAUGACAAAUUAUGUACGAAUUCAGGCAAAUGGAGUGAUGGCCAAUAAGAAUGGUGGUUUGGAGAAGAUAGACAUAAUGGAGGCUACAAAGGAUAUGUUGGCACAGAAAAAUGUAGAAUCCGUACUAUUUCAAGGGAAGAAGAUUGCACAAAGCUCAAAUUUGGAGAAGAUAGAAGUGUUUUCUGGAGAUCUUGUAAAGGAACAAGAGAGAAGAAAAACCAGCGUGUUAAGAACCGUGGUGCUGAAGCAAAUGUCGCCGUCUCCAAGAACAUCCUCUGCUUCAACUUUAUCUACCCUGUCAUCCAACUAAAUUGGAAAUAAAUGACAAAAUAAAAAAGAAAUUACAGAUUUGGAUUAUAUUAGUUCAGUUAGUAUAUAUGCAUAGGCAGCCACUCGUGAUGGAACAAACACAUCUGAGUAUGAGCUGAACUGAGCUAAGCUACAUAAGAUUUUUCUUUUUUCUUUUUUCUUUUUUUUUCUUUUUCUUAUUUCUGAUGGAAAGUUAAGCUAAAUUUAUUAUUAUUAUUAUUAUUUUUUGUGGAGAGCUAAGCUAUAAGUUAAAAAGUACCAUUGAGUUCAAUUUCAUUUUUUUCAACAAUGUUUGUUAGUUGAUUGUAUACUUAUGAAUAUUUGGAGUUGUUUAUGUAUACAAAUUAUAGUGGAGGCAUUUGUUGCAAAUUGUUACCUGUCUUAAAGUUACCGUGAUUUUUAUGUGAUGUUUUCCUUUUCUUUUC
Molecule: messenger RNA, 1845 nt
Organism: Ziziphus jujuba (common jujube)
Lineage: Eukaryota; Viridiplantae; Streptophyta; Magnoliopsida; Rosales; Rhamnaceae
Product: patatin-like protein 7
Exons: 3
Coding region: 96-1421 (441 amino acids)
Biological process (GO): lipid metabolic process
Source: RefSeq, a predicted model, not a curated record